Molecule: messenger RNA, 2316 nt
Organism: Caenorhabditis angaria
Lineage: Eukaryota; Metazoa; Nematoda; Chromadorea; Rhabditida; Rhabditidae
Source: the annotation of a GenBank genome assembly
AUGACAAUUUGGACAUCGUUAUUUCGAAGAAAACAAUUUCGCGGAGAUACACAUUUGACGUCAGAAUUAAAAAGAUGUUUGAAUGUUUUUGAUGUUAUGUUUAUUGCUGUUGGUCAUAUGAUUGGUGCUGGAAUUUAUGUUUUAACAGGUCAAGUUGUACAUUCUGAAGCGGGUCCUGCAAUUAUUAUAUCGUUUUUGUUAUCUGGGUUUGCUGCUCUAUUAUCAGCUUUCAGUUAUGCUGAAUUUGGUGCUAGGUAUAUUUUAUUGAGUUUCCAUUCAUUCAUAGAUCAAACAAUUAUUGUUGUAGAUUUCCGCGAGCAGGAAGUGCUUAUACAUAUUCAUAUGUUGCAAUGGGUGAAAUUUGGGGAUUUAUAGUUGGUUGGACAGUUCCUUUGGAAUAUAUGAUUGGAUUGGCUGCGGUUGCAAGAGCUUGGACUGCAUAUUUAGAUAAUUUAGUUAAUAAAAGAAUAUCAACUUUUAUCAUUGAUAAUAUUGGUCAUUUGAGUACAACUGAAGGUGGAUUCUUCGCUAAAUAUCCAGAUUUUGUGGCUUUUAUUCUACUGAUUCUGGUUUCGAUCGCAGUUGCAAUUGGGUCUAAAUUUUCGGCUAAUUUGAAUUCAAGUUUUGUGACUUUGAAUAUAGCUGUAAGCUGAAACAAAAUUAUAUCCAAGACUAACAGUAAUGAUUCAGGUUAUCAUUUUUGUUGUCAUAUACGGGUUGACAUUUGCUGAUUUUUCACUUUGGUCUGGAAUUGAUGAAUUUGGUCGAGAUAGAUUUAUGCCAUAUGGAUGGGCUGGUGUAAUUCAAGGAGCAGCUUCAUGUUUUUUCGCUUUUAUUGGAUUUGAAGCAUUAUCAACUGCCGGAGAAGAAGCAAGAAGUAAGUACAACUGACUUUCAAAAAAAUGAUCAUCAAAAAUCUUGAUGUUGUUUUUUGAUCAGUGUUCGCUUAUUUUUUUUUUGAUCGACCAUCUAAGAGGGUUCAAAAUGUACAAAGUAUAAAUAACCUUUAUAGAUGUAACAAUUUAUCAAACUGUAAAAUCAUGUGAUCAUGAAUCAAUAUUAUGCGACAAUUUACGAAAUAAACAGAAUUGUGUUUUAAACGUCAAAAAUAUGUUUUUUUCUUCGGAUCGUUGUGAGAAAUCUCAAAACCGUUUCAUUCUGUGUGUCCUAUUACAUUUUUAAUAGGUAUAUAGGGAAGUAAAUUUACUAACAAGGAAACGAUAGAAAUAAGAAAACAACCAAAGAACAAGAAAAUAUGAAACCGAAAGUUUUUUUCAGAUCCGCAUCGAACAAUUCCUUUAGCAACUUUUGGCUCUUUGAGUAUUAUAAUUGUACUUUAUGUGGCAAUGGGUUCAUCCUUAACAUUAAUGAUACCUUAUAAUCAAGUAGAUCCAGAAGCAGCAUUUUCAGCUGCAUUUGAAGCAAAAGGUGCAACAGUUGCAAAAAUAAUAAUGAGUAUUGGAGCAUUAGCUGGAAUGUUAAAUAAUCUUGUAACUGGAGCAUUUGCUCUACCAAGAAGUGUUUAUGCAAUGGCUGAUGAUGGAUUAAUUUUUGGAUUUUUUGCAAAAGUUAAUUCAAAAACAAAAACACCAUUAAAUGCAACUAUUGUAUUUACAUUAUUAACUGCUAUUUUGACUCUUAUUUUUGAUUUGAAUGCUUUGGUCGAAUUUUUAUCAAUUGGAACAUUAUUGGCAUAUUCAAUGGUAUCUGCAUGUGUUUUACUUUUAAGAUAUCAAGCAGAACCUUUAGAAGAAGAAUCACAACACAAAGAUAAUGGAGGACAAUUAAAAUCCUGGGUUCCAUUCAAAGCAUAUAUUUCAAAACUACCAGCUGGUUAUUCUAUAAAACUCGCUGUUUUUUCUCUUAUCUUUGGUUAUGUUAUUAUUGCAUUGACUGUGAGAUUACGUAAGUUUUUAUUAUAGUCUUUGAAAAGCUAAAUGUUUUUCAUUUUAGAAAUUUUGGACAACAUCGGUGGUAUUGUACUUCUAGCAGUCGGUGUUAUUCUAUCCUUAUCCUCAUUAAUUUUGAUAAUUGGACAUGAAGAAAAUCAAGCAAAAGCUACAUAUAAAGUAAAUCAAAAUUUUGAUUCAAUAUUUAAUUUUAUUUUGUAAAUUGCAGGUUCCCUUUGUUCCGUUUAUUCCAGCUCUUGGUCUAAUUUGCAAUGUUUUUAUGAUGAUUUAUUUGAAAUUUAUGACGUGGAUUCGAUUUAUUGUUUGGCUUGCAAUUGGUUUAUUUAUCUAUUUUGGAUAUGGUAUUCGACAUAGCAAAGAAGCAAGAAGUGUGAAAAUAGAAAAUAGUAAACCCGAACAAAAAUAA